This is a messenger RNA of Hyla sarda, 2937 nucleotides long. Its product is annotated as protein kinase C theta type-like. Gene Ontology annotation, biological process: protein phosphorylation. NCBI's taxonomy places the organism in Eukaryota, Metazoa, Chordata, Amphibia, Anura, Hylidae. Gene Ontology annotation, molecular function: ATP binding; protein serine/threonine kinase activity. The transcript has 2 exons. The coding region runs from base 142 to 1794 and encodes 550 amino acids. The record is from RefSeq and is a predicted model, not a curated record.
UAUAGGGUCAGUGUCAGGCAGGUGCCACCUGAGCAUUCUGUGGCUGAUGACAUCACCUGCACACGACCAACUGCCGUUCACUCUCUGCUGGCGACCGACGUGACUGGACCGAGGUCUACAGACUGAAGGAGAACUGCGGAAAUGGCGUCCACUGGACAUGGAGAAGAUGGUGAGGAGGAGAAGAGGAAGAGCGAAGGCAAGAGGAAGAGGGAAGAGGAAGGCAAGGAUGGAGUCUUGAGGAGGAGAGGAGAUGACGAUGGAGGAUCGGAGGAUGAGGAGCCAAUACCUGGGAUGGUGUCCACUGGACAUGGAGAAGAUGGUGAGGAGGAGAAGAGGAAGAGGGAAGAGGAAGGCGAGGAUGGAGUCAAGAGGAGGAGAGGAGACGACAAUGGAGGAUUGGAGGAUGAGGAGCCAACACCUGGGAUGGCGUCCACUGGACAUGGAGAAGAUGGCGAGGAGGAGAAGAGGAAGAGGGAAGAGGAAGGCGAGGAUGGAGUCAAGAGAAGGAGAGGAGAUGACGAUGGAGGAUCGGAGGAUGAGGAGCCAACACCUGGGAUGGCAUCCACUGGACAUGGAGAAGAUGGCGAGGAGGAGAAGAGGGAAGAGGAAGGCGAGGAUGGAGUCAAGAGAAGGAGAGGAGAUGACGAUGGAGGAUCGGAGGAUGAGGAGCCAACACCUGGGAUGGCGUCUACUGAAGAUGAAGAAGAUGGCAAGGAGGAAAAGAGGAAGAGCGAAGGCAAGAGGAAGAAGGAAGAGGAAGGCGAGGAUGGAGUCAAGAGGAGGAGAGAUGAGAAUGGAGGAUCAGAGGAUGAGGAGCCAACACCUGGGAGCAGCCAAGGAGCAUCGGGCCCCUACCCCAGGCUUACCAUCAGCAGCUACAACCUCCACCAAGUCCUGGGUAGAGGCAACUUCGGCAAAGUGGUCCUGGCAUCAGUCCCUGGCCAUGAAACCUACAUGGCUGUAAAGAUCAUCAACAGAAGAGAGGACAACGAGGGAACUAUCAAGAGAGAGCGGCGGAUACUCCUAGCGGCCCGAGACUGUCCAUUUCUAUGCCACCUUUAUGCUGCACAUCAGUCUCUGGAGCGUGCAUACUUCAUCACGGAGUACCUGUCCGGCGGCAGUUUGGAGGAUUUGAUCAGGAUUUGCUGCUACCUGGACAUCGACAACAUAAGGUUCUACGCAGCAGAGAUGGUAUGCGGCCUCCAGUUCCUCCAUGGACAUAACAUCGUUCACAGAGACCUCAAGCCAGAGAACAUCAUGUUGGAUGCAGAAGGCCACAUCCGGAUCAUUGACCUGGGCCUGGCACAAGAUGGAGUCACAGCCUCCAGUAAGAUCGACGGAGUGACAGGAACAUUCUACUACAUGGCUCCUGAAGUGCUUCUCGGACAAGAGUAUUACACAGCUGUUGACUGGUGGAGCCUUGGGGUUGUGUUGUGCAGGAUGGCGACAGGAUGCUUCCCAUUUUACAUCAGCCACAGCAAGCAGAAGGUUUUCAAAGCCAUCACCAGAAAGGAGCCCAAAUUUCCACUCGGGAUGGAUGCUGCUAUUGAACAUCUCAUCAGUCAACUUCUGCGCAAGAAUCCCGAUAAGCGCCUGGGGGUGCGCAGAAACAUCCGGAAGCAUCCAUUCUUUUCCACCAUUCACUGGGAGGAACUGGAAGAGAGGAGAGCCAAGCCACCAUGUAAGCCGUUUGAGACAGUUCUGCAAAAUCACCAUCUGCAGUGGCCGGAGGACACAGAGAACCCCCACCUUGUGACCGGAUUCAAUUAUACGUCACCAAGCUGGGUGCGGUAAGAACAUCCUCCUCUGGGGAUAACUAUCAUCACGUUCUUCACUUCUAGACUCUGAGGAUCCCGCGCCUACUGCCCAGAACCUCCGACCUCCUGAUCCAGGCCUCAAGUCUCUGCUGCUGUUACCUCGGCUGCCCUAGAACAUCAUCUCUCACCUUUGCCAUUGUGUUGCUGCCCCAGGCCCUUUACCUGGCAUCACCACUCACUCACCACACACACUACACUGCACUUACCACACACACUACACUAUAGGGAUAGGCGCACACACAUAGACACACACCACAGAUAGGGGACAUAUCGGCUCGAUCCAGGGAUUUAUUCUGACCGCCAUAUUUGGGGUUGGGAAGGAAUUUUCUCCCCUGAUUUGAGGACAAUUGGCUCAUUCCUCACAAGGGGUUUUCGCCUUCCUCUGGAUCAACAUAGCCGUAAAUAGGUUUAGCAUAAUAACAUUAGAAAUUACCCUCUUAGUAACACAACUAAUUAAAAAAAAUUGAUAAAUAAAUAAAUAUAAAUAAAUAUUUAUAUAUUUUUUACAUUUUAAAAAUGUAUUUGAACCAAACAUGAACAUUUAAACUACUGCACAUGUAUAAUAAAAAAUAAUAAUAAUUUAAAUUAAUUUACCCUCUACCUGUCAUUCGGUUUGGUACUAGCCAUUGAUCCAGGGAUUUAUUCUGACUGCCAUAUUUGGGGUCAGGAAGGAAUUUUCCCCCUUGGUAAUAAGGACAAUUGGCUAAUUCCUUAUAGGGGGUUUUCGCCUUCCUCUGGAUCAACACGGCCGAGCAUGGUUCAGUACAACAGAUCACUAUCUUACACAUACACAUCUAUAAUAGUAUAAUAUAAUAGUAUCUUGUUUAUUAUUGUCCCCCCUCCCUAUAAAUAAAUUCUUUCUUUUACCCCCUACAUGGUUGUACUUGUCUUUAUUUCCAUUGGACGUCCAUCUAAUAAAUGUUGUAUUGAUGCUUCAAAUAGCCUCUCUCCAUUCUGACUAAUAGAUGAGGAUCCUGAAUGGGGGACCCCCAUCUAUUACCCAGAAUCCCCUAAUAGAUCAUUUGUAAGACGGGUUUUCUAAACCCAGCAACAACUUUUAAAGGUAAUAUAACAAUUGAGGGUUUGUUACAAUGUAUCAGUGCAAGUCAGAGCUGGGGUA